AUGGCUCCUUCAAAAUCAGCAAGGCAAACCAACAGAAAGAAGAAAGGAACAAGGCAGAAAAAAGAGGGGGCUUCUGGAUCAGAAACCCAAAGGAAAACAGAGCCCAAAGCUGGAGACAAGAAAACAGUUUUGGAAAAGCCAGCACAAUCUGAACAAACACAAUCCACAAACAUAGAGAGGUCUAAGGGACGCAGUGAUGCAGCUAAACCUCCUCGGCUUAGUGACCCAGACUUAAAGAAGAGAAGGGCUGAUCCUACACCUACCACCAAAGCUGACAAGGGAAAGAGUACGACUAUUAAACAGCAAUCGAAGUCUGCAGGAAAAACAGAGCCGAGGGAUGCCAGGAGAGUGCAAAUAGAUAAGAAAAAGGAAGUCACUGAAGUGUCAGAACAAACGGGGAAGAAAGGCAGGAGUAAAGCAACAAGUGAUGUGAAAAAGGAGAGAGAGACAGAAAAACAGGGGAGUCAAGGGUUGAUAAAUAAAAAGAAUGAUCGAUCAGCUCAUGACAGAUCAGAAACUAAAGAGAGUGAGAAAUUGAGAUCAGCAGGAAAGGUGGAUGUCAGCAAGAUUAAAUCAAUCCCUGCUGAGACUGCCAAGAAAGGUAAUCAGAAGAGAGUGGAGAACAACAAGGCUCCAAAACUAUUUCCUUUCAAAGUGAAUAUUAAAUCCCAGCCCAAGAGAGUAGAUAAAGACACCAGAAAAGAGAUGAAAAUAAAGAGCGUGACAUGUACAGAACAGAGAUGGGAGGAUCCAAAUGAAUCAGAGGAAGAGGAAGAGGAAAGCGAGGAGGAGAGUGGGGAUGAUGAAGAAUCUGGAAGGGAGAGUGAAGAAGAUAGUUCAGAGGAAGGCAGUGGAGGUUGUGAGGAAAGCAGUACGGAACAGGAGGUGGAGGAGGAGGAACCUACAACAGGGAAUUCAGACAGUGAGGGCCAGGAUGAUGCAGGGACAGAGGAGGGUGACAGUGAGGCUAGUGAUUCUGGGGAGAGUAGUGAGGUUGAGGAGGACGCAGAAGAUGAGGGAAAUGAGGAAGAGCCAGAACCAGAAGACAAGUCCAGCAGUGAGGAAGAGGAAAAUUCAUCUGAGAGCUCCCAGGAGGAAACUUCAAAAUCACUGGUAAGAAGUGCUAGCCCCGAGGAAGGGAAAGAAUCUGAGGCCAAAGAAGAGGUUGGAUGUGACAGCAGUGUGAAUGAAGAACCACCACAGCCAACAUCACUCAAAAAGCUGCUUCCUGUGAAAAAGACAAAUGUGCCUCUGAAAUUAACAACCAAGCUUCUUGCAGGAGUUAAAGUCAAACCCAAGACUGAGCUCAGCAAAGAAAUUGUUGCAAUAAAGGUACCACGGGUGGAGAAGACAAGUGAACCUAAAAUUACAUUUUCCAAGCUUAAGGCCAAAACAAAAGAUAAACCCCAAAUAAUGGAGUUGGCCACAGCAGCAAAAAUCACCAGAAAGAAGACAGAAGAAGAGAAGAAAAGCAGUGGACUGGAUGUUCCAGUGAAGAAAGCGACCCACAGCUUACUAACAAGGCAGUCGAAAAUGAUUUUGACACUAAGGAUGAAUCAGAGAGAGGCAAGGACCAAACUGAAAUGCGAUGGUCAAUCAGAACAGAAUUCAGAAGUAUCGAAUAUGGUGGUGGAAGAGUUUUCUAACGAUGUCUCUCAGAAUGGCACAGCCGAAUCUGUUGAGAAAACCAAUAAAAAACAGGAACAGGAGGAUGCAUCAGGGUCUGACCAGGGUGUCAAAAAGGCAGAAAUCCAAGAGCAAUUGAGUAUGGGUCAUACACAAAACAUUGGCCUGAUGAUUGGUAGGGUGAAAAUGGCAUCCAUUGGGUACCAGACCAAGAAGAAAUGUGGCAAGACCAAGGAUGAGUGUCAACCACAACCCCCUUCUGUGCCAGUUGAUCAGCAAACCGGCAGAAAGAAGAGGGUGAACACUUUACGUCGUGUCACUGGCUGGCUUCACCGUAAGAUGCCCAAGAAUCUCAAUCUCCGAGCAAAGCUGGUGGCAGUGGGUCGGGCAAUUGGUUUCUCUGGCUGGCUGGCCAAGAGGUUGCAGAAGAAGAACAGGCAGCGCAGAUUCCGGAGGAGGAUGGCUAUUCGAAUCGCCAGCACUGCAGGACUGGCAAACAAACAGGAUCGGAUGGCAGGUGGAAAGGGUGAAUCCAUUGUAGAGGGGAUCUCAGUGGCUGAAGAUACACAGGAUAAAGGCAGAUCAAGUAAGUUGCAAGUGGAAAGUUCAGAAGAACUUCAGGAAGACCAUGAGGACAUGGAAUCUGAUGAUUCUCCAGUUGAAGAACUAAAUACCUCCUCCCCACAGGCAAACUCUGAAAGCUUCAGUGAGCCGGAAGAAAAAGCCACCUCUAGCGAUGCUAAGUAUGCCAUUGUGUUUCCACGAGUUCACAGACUCGUCAAAUCCAUAGGGGCCACUACAGAGACCAGCAGGCCCAUUGAAGCUCAACAGAAUUGUGGAAAGCCUUCUAGGCGCAUUUUGCCUGUGCAGCCAGACUUGAAGUCUCUAAAGAGGAACACAGCUUCGUCCGAGCAAAUGGGGAAGGGGAGGUUAGAGAAUCUGUUCUAUGGAGAUAGAGAGUCUAAGUCCAGGCUUAACAGUAAUAACAAAGAAGAGUGUCGAACGCGGUCAAGUAAGCUAGUACCCUCUCAGUUUAAAGUAGCCAAACUUAUGUCCUCCAAACCUAAGCAACAAACUAUUGAAGUAGAUAAAGAACUUGGACAAGGAAAUAAAGGAGGUACAAGUGAUAAAGGGUUCAGGUUAGGGUUCAGUAAUGGUGAACAAGGUAAAGGUUUGGAAGAUGAGAUGCUGACAUCUUCAUAUGAUGAAGAAGAAGCAGAUCAUGAAGUAGCUCAGUUCAUGGGAGAGGGGGUGUUUGAGACCAACAUGGAAGUGCAUUGGGCCCAGAGCCGUGACCCCCUGGACUGGCUACGAGCCGAGACCCUGCUCCCUCACCCCACCAUUGAGAAGCUCAGCAAGUGGACCAUGUACAAGGAGUCAGAGCUGCCUCAGCCUGCAGCCUCGAGGGGUAGCUGGGAGCCAGAGGAUGCAGCGGAAGGGAUUCUGGAGAUGGGCCUCACGCACACACAGGUUCAUGUGGAGGGCAGGCCCCAUUCUGUGGAAGUGGAGGAAGUAGAGGAUCUCUGCCUGCUGGAAGAGGUGUGUGAGAGUGCAGUGCUGCUAAAUCUGAAGAAGAGGUUCCACAGGGACUCCAUUUACACCUACAUUGGGAAUAUCCUGCUGUCGGUGAACCCCUUCAAGCUGCUCAGCAUAUACUCAGAGGAGCUGAGGCAACAGUACCAAGGCAAGGAGCUUAACCACAAUCUCCCACAUGUCUUUGCCAUCGCUGAUGCAGCAUACUGUCAAUCACAGAUUUCAGACCAGGAGCAGUGCAUCAUUAUCAGUGGGCAGAGUGGCUCUGGAAAGACUGAAGCUGCAAAACUGAUAAUUCAGUACCUGAGUACCGUCUAUCAAGGAGAGCAGGAGGGAGUUCGACAGCCCACUGAAGUACUCCCUGUUCUGGAUAGUUUCGGAAACGCCAAAACAACCCUGAACGACAACUCCAGCCGGUUUGGAAAGUACCUUCACAUCCACAUCCGCCAUGCUGAGGUGGUGGGAACCUCUCUGUCACAGUACCUGCUGGAAAAGUCCCGGGUUGUGUUUCAGGCGCAGGGCGAGCGGAGUUACCAUGUGUUUUACGAGAUGCUGAAGGGUCUCAGUGAUAUGCAGAAACAGGAGCUCUACCUGCAGGAGCCGGAGACAUACUUCUACCUGAACCAGGGUGGAGCUUGUGAGCUGAAGGGAAAGGAAGAUGCAGAGGACUUCCUGGUGCUGUUGAAGUGUUUGGAGACGAUUGGUCUGUCUGAGGAUCAGCUGACCACCAUUUGGUCCAUCCUGUCCUCCAUAUUACAACUGGGCAACAUUUGCUUUAGUUCUUAUGAGAGAGACUCAUAUGAGCUGGCGAUGAUCUUCAGUGAUACAGAGACUCGAAUCAUUGGCACCCUCCUGCAGGUUUCUGGAGAGGCACUUCAGAAUGCCAUCACAUAUCGAAUCACGGAGACCUCUUAUGACAGGAUCUACUGCCCCCUGUCUGUGGAAAGUGCCAUUGACGCCAGGGACAGCAUUGCCAAGGCCCUGUACUUGGUGCUGUUUGACUGGCUGCUGGAGCGCAUCAACGAGUGGCUAAUUCCUAAAGAGAUGGACAGCACUGUGGGCAUCGUGGAUAUCUACGGCUUUGAGGAUCUGGGAGUGAACAGCUUUGAGCAGCUGUGUAUUAAUUACGCUAACGAGCAACUCCAACACUUUGUGAACAAGGCAGUGAUCUCCCAUGAACAGGAGGAGUACUCACUGGAGCAGAUCGAGUGGUUUCCAGUCCACCUACCUGACUGCCAGUCCUGUUUGGAGAUGAUCUCCGCCCGGCCCCAUGGCAUCCUGCGAAUACUGGAUGACCAGACCAGCCUGCCGCAGGCCACAGACCACACCUUCCUCCAGAAGUGCCACUAUCACCAUGGAAACAGUCCAUUUUAUACCAAACCUAAGAUCCCACUGCCAGUUUUCACUGUGCAGCACUAUGCUGGUGCUGUUACCUACCAGGUCCACAAAUUUCUGACUAAAAACCAUGACCAGUUUCGUCCAGAGGUAGUGGAGCUGUUUUCAUGUAGCCGGCUGAAGAUGGUGUCCAGUCUGUUUAAGAAAGUGCAGCAAGGCUACCUGCAGCAGAAAGAGUUCGGGUCAAGGGGUAAAGGCCAUCGCCAUCAUGCCCCAACGGUGGCAGCCAGAUUUCAACAGUCGUUGUCUGAGCUCACAGCACGCCUGGAGAGGUGUAAAACCUCCUUUGUGCGCUGUCUCAAACCAAACCACAAGAAGCUGCCUGGUAUAUUUGAUGUUGAUUAUGUCACCUUACAACUGAGGCAUGCUGGGAUACUGGAGACCAUACACAUCAGAAAGGAGGGCUAUCCUAUCAGAAUCCCCUUUCAAUAUUUUAUCAGCAGGUAUGGUCCCCUGCUGUCCAGACAGCACAGCAAUCUCCCCGAGAGAGACCAGUGUGCCCUCAUCCUGGAGAGGCUGUCAGGGAGAUCACCGGAUCACUACCAACUGGGGCUGAGCAAGGUGUUCCUGAAGCAGACUAUGUUCCAGCUGCUGGAGGGCCAGUGGAGUAACACUCAGACCUGGGCCGCUAUCACCAUCCAGAGGAACAUCAGGGGCUUCAUCUCUCGCAAGAACUUCCGCUUCUUCAGACACAAAGCCAUCAUCAUCCAGGCCCACAUCCGUGGUCACCAGGCCAGGAAGCAGUACAAGAGGCUGAAGAAGUCAUUAACCCAGUUCUGGACUGCAGUGAUGAUAACCAGGUCCACUAUAAGGAGGAAGCACUAUCAGCAAUCUCGUCCUUUUAUUAUUAGUCUUGUGAAGUUCGACUCAGCAGGAGCUCCACAGCAGCACUGUCCAGCUCUACAUACUCAAACUCACCUUCCCACUAACAGUAUAAAGGGAGAGAAAGAAAAGAAACAAGGGAAGUCAGCGAUCAGAGGUCAUCCUGGGUCAACAGGAAUGGAUGUGGGUAUUCUGGAGAUCCCUGCUGAGCUGUCAGCCCUGCUACAUGCUGCACAGGGGCGACAGCAUGGCACAGAGAGCCGUGUCAGUGAGGUGGCUCCUCCUCAGGUCAAAGCCGAGUUUAGCCUGUCCCUGCCCCCCGACAUCAACAACCAUCCCUUCUCCAAAUAUACCAACACACACCUCCAGGAUGGAUGGGCCCAAUCCCAGGACAGCCCCCUGCAGAGACCGCUCACCCAGCUGGGCAGAGAAGACUCACAGUCAGCACUGGAAAUCUGCAAACUGAUCCUGCGCUUUGUGGGAGAUGAGGAUCUCCACGGCUGGAAGGAGGUGGUCCUGGGGAACUACAUCGCUCAGCGGGGUCUGGCCAGCCCUCAGCUACGCAACGAGAUCCUCAGCCAGCUGGUCCACCAGACCUGGGGCAACCCUGGGGACGAGAGGGGCCAGCGGGCCUGGCUGCUACUGGCGUCCUGCCUGGGCUGCUUUGUGCCAUUACCUGGCCUGGACAAACCCUUACUCAAGUACGUGUCAGACCGCGGGCUUGGGGAGUACAGGUCACUCUGCCAGCACAUGAUACUGACCGGUCUGCAGCACAGCCCAGAGGCUGCUCGAGUCUACCCAGCAACACAGCUUGAGUGGACAGCCAAUCAGAGAAAAGGAAAGAUGGUGCUGGAGGUUCAUAACUACAAUGAAGAGAAAGUCACAGUCGAAGUCAACUCCUGGACGACAGGGGAACAGUUUGCAGCAUCGAUCCUUAAUUUCAGGGGACUGACGGAGGUGCAGAAAGGCUGGUCAGUGUCCAUGUUCACUGGGGAGGACUGGAAGGACCUGGCUGGCUGUGACUUUGUGAUGGACCUCAUUGGGGAGACUGAAGCAGACAGUCACCAGUACCCAGCCUCUCACUCAGACUAUAUCUUCAACCCUGUGACAAAUGGGCAUCCUGAUAGUGAUAUUAUCCCUGCUGCCCCUAGUGUCCAGGCUCCCCUCCUCCCUCCUGUCCUGAACUCUGCAGACACAGCUGCCUGGGAUUCACAAACAUACUUCUCCUCUGAGUAUGAAGGCUUCAUCCCACAGCGUCACCCACAGGCUGGACUCGACUCCUAUGUGGAUGACCUUUUUGACCCUGUGCUGGACCAUGGAGAGGAUGAGAGGGCUGUCAUGCUGAGCAGGAGAAUGAAGGGUGGGGGUGGAGUAGGCCCCAAUCAACCAGGGAUGUUUCCAUUCACAGGAGCUCAGAUGAUGCAAGGCUAUCCUAUGGGUGUGCAGGCAGCAGCCCAGAUGCCCAGCUAUCCCACGAUGCCAAUGAUGGGUGGAAUGAUGCCAAACAUGCCCAUGAUGCAGCACAUGCCACCCAUGAUGAUGCCUGCAGACCCUGCUCCCUCUCUCCACGUCCCCGACCCCCGGCAGGUGGCAGCACAGCAGCAGGCCUUCAUCAACCAGCAGGCCCUCAUCAUGGCCCAGCAGAUGACUCUCCAGGCCAUGUCACUUUCUCAGCAGCAGCAGCUGAAGCAGCAACAGGAGACCAGUACAAGACCCACUCCUCCAGUUGCCCCCAAACUCAAAGCUCAAAUUAGCCAGCAACCGGAGGUGAUACCCAUCAUCCACCGAGCCCCUGAACCCGAGGCGAGACCCAUCGUCCACAGAACCACAGAACCCGAGGUGUAUGCUGAAGAGGAGAAUCAGGAUUCUGAGCAACUGGAGACGUUCAGGAAAAAGAUGGAGUUUUUCCAAAAAUUUGGGACCCAAGAGAGCCAUGUGAAGGAGGUGACCCUCCCUAAAAAGAUCCAGCUGCCCAAGCCGGCCCCUCCUAGUAGGGAGGAGAGGGAGCCCCCUGUGAAUGAGAAAGCCAGGAAGCCCCCAGAGGAAGAGAGGACUGAAAGCCCAGCCAAAGUGCCCGAUGAUGCCACUCUGGCAGCUGGACAACCCGUCAGGGAAGAUCAGUCUGAGGAGCAAAAAGAUAAAAAAUGGAAGAAGUCCCCAGAAAUACCUCCCUCCCCCAGCGCCGAGUCCAAACCCGAGCCCAGUCGAGAGAUUCGAGAUAUCAUCAAACAGUACCAGAGCCGGCCCGACCCAGACCUCAAACCCUUUGUGCCUGUCAGGGCUCCUACCAAGUCGUUUGUGAAGAAGAACGACCCCAAGGAAGAGGCCCUGGCCAUUCUGAGAAUGAAGAGUCCUCUACAAAAGAAGGUCAAAGCCCUGCCUAAACAAGAGGUGGCUCCACCCCCUCCUCCUCCUCCCCCUGUCUCCAACCCUUCCACCAGGGGGCCACGGUCCAUCUCCAGCAGCAUGCAACAGAAGCAGCAAUCAUUGGCUGAUCUCUUCAGCCCUUCCCCUACCACAGCAAACCCACCUCCUCUUUUGAUAACUCCACCCCCUCCACAGGCUCCGCCCCCAGCCCCACCAACAACAUUCGCACCCAGUAAGUUCGCUAAGGCUGCUGAUAACAAUAUAAAGACUCAGCUCUACAAGUUCUCGGCCAGCGUCUACUUCUCCUACGUUGACAUGCAUUCAAAACUGUUCCUUCGCAAAGAGGUGUUCUACCCGAGGGAGAAGUUUAAUCAGCCCUACAUUCUGAACCACCUGUGUGAGCAGAUCAUGAGGGACACCUACUCUGACUCCUGUAUUCGCAUCACUCAAGAGGAACGCCGCAAGAUGAGGGACCUGCUGGCUGAUUUCCAUGUGGGGACCAGCAUCAGCUCUGUUCAGGACAACACCAUGAAGAAGAGAAUCGUGUUGGCCGCCAGAGACAACUGGGCCAACUACUUCUCACGUCUCUUUCCUGUCUCUGGAGGCAAUGGAUGUGAGAGCCAGAUUUUGGGGGUGUCCCAUCGUGGGAUCCGGCUUUUGAGGGUAGUGAAGGCAUCCGGCAUCAACCCCAAACACCUGAAGAUCCUGCGUAGCUACAGCUACGCAGAUCUGCUGUCAGUGAAACGAGAUAAGCACAUCCUGGAGUUCACCCUGAAGCACGACCAGCUGGUGCUGUACUCCACCCGAGCCGAACAAAUCAAGAGAAUGAUCAGCCUGUUCCUGGGAGAGCUCUGCAAGGACUCCAAUCACAUGAUCGCCCUGAAGAGCUUCAUCACCGAUGACAAGAGCCUGCUGACAUUCCGCAAGGGUGACAUCAUCAAGCUGCUGCACAUGCAGGGGCUGCACCCAGGCUGGCAGUUCGGGUCAAUCGGUGGACGGUCAGGCCUGUUUCCAGCCGAAUACACCCAGCCCACAGCGCCCCCAGAUUACUAUAGCGCUCACCUAGACCGCAGAGAGGAGCGUAGGAAGAGUGUGUGGACAAUGCCUCCUAAAAAAGAAUUUACGAUGGGCAGCAAGGUCUCGGGGUGCACUGAGCCGUCUCUGCUGGGGUCAGGCGAGGUCAGCCAGUACGUCAUGACAGAGUUCGCCAUGAAGUACUUCAGAGAGGCUGCUACCAAGCUGGGGUGGAAGGGUAUGACUGCGGAGGGACGAAGCUCAAUGGAGAUGGUCCAGCACACCAAGGUCCCAGUUCAGGAAUCCCUCAUCUUCUACUCCGACAGUGAACUCAAUGAGCUUGCUGCUCAAAACUUCAUGAAUGUGAUGCGAUUCAUGGGUGACCAGCCUGCGAUGAAAGACAAGAGUGAGGGCGACUACAUUGUCAGCAUUCUCCAGCUGGGCAAGGAGAAGGAGGACCUGAGAGAUGAGAUUUACUGCCAGGUGAUCAAGCAAGUCACACUCAACCCUCAGCAGGAGAGCUGCGUUCAUGGCUGGACGAUCCUGACCCUCAUCACUGGCUUCUUUCAUUGUUCAAACACCCUGCUGCCAUAUGUGACCCGCUUCCUCCAGGAAAUCCUGCAGGACCAGGGCAACAGUUUCCAAGAAAUGGCCCACUUAUGUGAAGAGAACCUGCGACGCUCGCUCAUCCAUGGGGGCCGGAGACACAUCCCUUCCAAGCAGGAAAUGGAUGCCAUCUUGCACGGAAGAAGUUCCAAGAGGAUUCCUAUAUACCUGCCUGGGAAGGUGGAGCACUACGGCAAGAUCCAUACCUUCACUGUGGCGCUGGAGCUGGUUAGUGACCUGUGUGCAGAGAUGGGAGUGCUGCAGCUGCAGGAGAUCAAGCAGUUUUAUGUCUAUGCCAACUGCAACCAGGGCCAGGUGGUGCAGCCCAUCAGACAUGACGAGUAUGUCUUUGACUUCCUAUUGGACGGCAACACAGUAACUCUGUGGCUUAAGCGUGUCAUGUGGAAAGAGCCGCUGCAUUUUGAGAAUGAAUUCUAUAUCAAUGUCCACUACAGACAGAUCCUGUCUGAUUACCUGGAAGGAAAGCUCCUGCUGGCCAAUGACAGUGCCCAGCUUGACCAGCAGAUGGCAAUGUUGGCAGCCCUACAGCACUGUGCCAAAGGACUGGGUGCAGAGCCCACACUUCAGGAGUUGAAGCAGUAUCUCCCCCAGAGCUCUGUCAGCAGUGUCAAUGCUCAGAUCAUCCUCGGCUCCACACUCAUGCGGCUGGGCACCAUGCAAGACCUGAGCCCUGCUGAAGCCAUGAUCCACUUCCUCACGACGGUGAGCUCGUUCCCGCUGUUCGGCAGUAACGUGUUCUCAGUGCAGAAGGUGAGUGACCGUCGGAUUCCAUCUCCCUGCAUCGUCGCCAUCAACCAGGAGCAAGUCUUCAUCGGAGACAGACACUCCCAGGAGGAGCUGCUGUCCAUCCCUCUGAUGACAGUCCAGUCACUGAGGUCCCUGCAGCCAAAGAAGGGGGAGAAGCUCCCAGGGCUGGAGGUGAACUACGGCCCCCCCACAGCCCCCAAAACCAUCACUUUCCACCUCAAACAGGCGAAGGAGAUGUGCCAUGUGAUUGCGGUGAUCCUGGAGGACUUAACAUACAUGCCCAGCAGCAUCUCUACAACCAGCACAGUCAGAUAGCCCAACAUGCCUGCACCGUCCACUGUGGGCCCCAGGGGGUCCAGGGAGUCCAGGGACUCUGUAGUGAGCACUCCAAAGAGCAAGCCCAAGAUGAAGCCCCCUGCUGCCCCCAGACAUGCUGCCAACCAGCCUGAUAAACCCUGAGCAAGCACAUCCUGCCCAAUCCUGACACAGCCGCAACGUACUCAAUGUACUGAAAAGAGAAUGUUUUGAGAUUCAAUUUUUUUUUAAACACAAAAAACCCCCAAAGAUUGUUACAGGGUGGAUAGAGACUCUGAGACACUAAAUGCAGGUUUCAAGCGCUGGGGCGCAUGUUUAUUAAACAAAAAUAAAUAAAAAACACAAAGCAAAUAGGCAUGGGGCCAAACAAAAGGUUUACACAAAAAUACAAAUCAAAGUCAGGCUAAGCAAUGCCUCCACUGACUCAAGAAAAGAAACAAAACCACCAAACAGACCUUCCAUGUGGUCUCCCCUCUCCCAGGCAGUUCCUCCAAAUGGGGCUGUGUAGCACUCUUUAUACCAUGUGGCCAGGGUUGAUUGACAAUUAAUCAUUCGAUCAACGCCUGGCCACAUUUGCACAUGUAUCUGACAGGGAUAAGAAUUAACCCCAUCCCUGCCAACCACCACCACCUCCUCCACUGCCACACACACAUACAAGAACAAAAACCCCACACAACUAACCUCAAUAUUUACAAAACAAACAAUAAAUUAUUUACAUGUGCAGGGCUCUGCCCUCCCACACCAACACUUUAAACUUCAAUCAUCAAACUAUAGAAAAACUGUAAGCCACCUAGUUAAAUAUUUUUAUGCAUAGACAAGAGUUGCAGUUUAAACUCUUGCCUAAUAAAUUCCUUUAGCUUAAGUGUUGUCAAAUUGACAAGGUUAUAUGUUAAACCAUAUUUUGUGAAUGUGGCAUAUGCAGAUUUUGAAAUACAGUGCAUUUAUCUGGCAGGUGAGUAGUGUCUGUCUGCUCUUCUUUUUCUUCAAAUAAGCACUGAACUUCUGUACUUAUGUAAAGCAUAUUGAGGCGUCAGCAUUUAAGUGCUGUGCAAUUGAGCACUGAUCACAUAUUAUAUUAUUUUACAAUUCGUAAUGUUAUUUAAACAAUCUAUUUAUUUUAACACCAAGGUGGAUUAAAUGGAUGACAAAUCAAGAUUUUGGAAUCGCAAAUGCAAGUUAUAGGCACAAGCAUCCACACUUCUUUUGAAAAGUAUGUUUUUAAAUUUGAAUAGUGUUGAGUAACCUUGAUUUUACAUAUACAAUAUUUAAUUUAUAACACAGUUCAUCUUUUUUUUGUUUUUUUUCCUGCUCAGCUUGAAAAUAAAUCUUAAAUAAAAAUUUUGAAAUUGAUAUUUAUCUGUAUGGUGUGCUUCCACUGGUUUCAACCAUUUAAGCUGACAAGUAAACUAGUGAUGGGGAAAAAUAUUAUAGUAGUUGAAUGUGCCAAAAGACCUGUUCAUUUCUGCAAAUACGCUACCGUAGUUACAGUAAAAGUGAAACAACUUCCAAAGUAAAUAUUUAAUUUGUAGGGACAAUGUAUAUCUUACAGACCCUUUGUCACUUGCAAGCCAAUGUUGACGUGGACUGAGAUUUCAGUAACUACAGUGAGAUCAUAAACAGUGCCCUUCGGUGACAAGAAACCUGCUAUAUGCCUAUUCAAGACACUUCAUUAUUAUUAAUACACCAAAUCAGGACAAAUCACAACUGUCUUCAAAAGCAACUUCAUUUCCAGUUUCUUCAUGCAGUCUGAGGUAUAAUUGCUUUGAUUGAGUGAGUUUUUGGUUAAAUCUCCUUUUAACACACAAAGCCCCUGCAAUCCCUUAAAAGAAACAAACUAGAAAAACAAUGUUAUUUUUACUGGAUCAAACCUGUGUGUGCUACCCAUCUCUGGUCUUUAAUCCCCUGUAGUGAGAGAUAAAGAAAGAGGCAAUGUUUUGUGUUCAAGGACUGCAUAUUCUACAACUAAAGUAACACACAUAGCAAAUAAGUAUUUCCAUUUUAAAACUGGUACUCCGCUAGCUUAAAGAAAAGUCCAAUUUUGUUUGCCUUGCCUUCCAGGAAGUCUGUUUCUGCUUCCUUGUUAAUUUAAUGUUACUGCUCAGUCACUAGGGGAAGCAGCUGAUUGGUUAUUGACAGGAUAGAAGCUUGUGAAGGAGUGGGGACACCCUCCAGGUGAAAUUAACCAGGAGGUGAAAGAUAGUCUAAAAGCAUAGCUUGCAAACAGAUUUAUUUAAGAUUAUUGCCAGAUUUUAUGUUUUAAAAUGAACAUACAGGUUUCUUUCAGACCUGCCCAUUUGAGACCUCAUUGAGAAUGGAUGCGCACGGCCGAUAGCAUGCAUCAGUUUUGUUAGUUACAAUAACCUGUCCUUGGGGAAGGGGUGAUCAUAGCUGGUGCUGUUUCCCUAAGCAGCCAGCACAACAAUGCUUUACAAACCAUUUCCAUUACUGAGACCAGAAGGUACCAUCACAUGUAGAUGCAUGAACUGUUACUUUGAGAAUGACAGCUACUCAAAAACUAAAUGUUAGUUCUUCAAGUACUAGUACAUAUCUUCAGAAAUGAAAGGGAUGCAUACGGUUUUAAAAUCUAUUUUGUUAAACGGUACUUUUUCAGCAUUUGCAAAAUGUAAAAAAAUAAAUAAUAAUAAUAAUAAUAAUAAUAAUAAUAAUAAUAAUAAUAAUAAUGGUAAUAUUGCUAGUGCUAGUCUUGGAGAUUUACGGCCAUAUUGUGAAAGCCAUUCCAGUCUUAAUAACUUUAUAAUUAUUUGAAAUUAUAAAUUCCAGCUUCAGUGUAUAAAAGGAAAUGCAUGAAUAGUAGUACAGUGCUUCAGUUGCCUGAUUUGGUUUCUAAAAUCAGCUGUUUUUUUCUCCUCCAAAAAAUAGGAUUACAUUAGAUUAAUUACAGACUGGAGUAAACAUUUUAGAAAUACAGCCUGUAGAGUUUAAUUAAACAGUUAGUCCCUUCAGUGUGUUUCUGAGGGAUGAACUCUAAUUGCAACCAGGCCAUGUGAGGCACCAGGAAGUGAACAGGUACCAGGAAGCAGGAGUUUUUUUUUUGUUUUGUUUUUUGUUUUAAUCAAUACCAUUUUAUUUUAC
Polyodon spathula (Mississippi paddlefish) is the source of this 13539-nucleotide messenger RNA. Its product is annotated as unconventional myosin-XV-like. The record is from RefSeq and is a predicted model, not a curated record. Lineage: Eukaryota; Metazoa; Chordata; Actinopteri; Acipenseriformes; Polyodontidae. The transcript is spliced from 67 exons. Gene Ontology annotation, molecular function: ATP binding; cytoskeletal motor activity; protein binding. Gene Ontology annotation, cellular component: cytoskeleton; myosin complex. Bases 1 to 10446 code for a protein of 3481 amino acids.